CUCAGCUCAUUUCUCAGUCUGAUUUGGUGAGGUUGAGUCUGCCGGUACAGCUGCAGUCCUCCCAGUCCUGUUUCCUUCACGUUACAUCCGUCCAGAUCCCACCGGAGAACCGCCACACUGUGAGCAUCACACCAUCAGACCCACCACGACAAUGGAGUACUCGAUCCGCGCGGCCAACGUGGAGGACUGCAAGGACAUCGCGCGCAUGAUUGUGGAAUUGGCUGAAUAUGAGAAAAUUGCAGACCAUGUGAAAAUCACACAGAGAGAUUUGGAGCAGGACGGCUUCUCCAAGAACCCGUUCUUCCACGGGAUCAUCGCUGAGGUGCCAGAACAGCACAAAACCAAAGAAGGCCAUACGAAGAUAGGCUAUGCACUUUACUUCUAUUCCUACAGCUCAUGGAUGGGCAGAGCCAUUUAUAUGGAGGACUUGUACGUGAUGCCUGAGUUCAGAGGGAAGGGGAUUGGUAAAGCACUUAUGAGCAAGGUAGCACAGCUGGGUCUGGCUGCCGGCUGCAACCAGCUCAACUUCACCGUCCUGGACUGGAACAAAUCAUCAAUGGACUUUUAUCACAGCCAGGGCUGCUUCGAUAUUACGGCUAACAUGGGCUACCACUGUAUGCGCUGCGAGGGAGAGGCACUGGAGCACCUGGCCCAACCCUAACCCUACACGUGACAGCAUGACCUUUGCAACCAUGAGGUCAACCCAUACAGUGCAGGGAUAGAGCACCACUCAGUGGCCCCGUUCCAAAACUUGACAAUGACAAUCAUGAAGCCGAUUUCUCGAAAAGCAGAUCAUUAAAAUAACUGACAGUUUGUUAAGCCCCGCCUCCCUAGUUAGUUUAGUUUUCCCUGCUAGCGCAGCACUUAUGCUGUUUGCAGUGAUAACAGUGGCAGAUUUACCACCUGAAAUAAAUAAAAAAAUCAGACUUUAGUUUCACAUAGAGGUAAACAAAAGCAGGCUUCUCAUGUACAAGCUUUUUUUGUCGGUUGAAAAAAAGGCAGAUUUUAUUCGCUGGAGUUUACUAGUGUUAACUCAUCAACACUGAAAAUGAAAACCAUGUAAAAUACAAUGGUUCAUAUAUGAUUUCAUACUAAGAGACUGAAGCUAAAACUACUUGUUCCAGGCAAAAACAGCACAGCAUCCUUGAUGAUCUAUGUAGAAGACAUGGAAAUAAAGAGCCAUAUUUGUCUUUCAGUUAAGAGAUAGUAAGCCAUGUUAUAGAAUAGUAUUACAGAUAAAAAUGCAAUUAAAAUUUUAAUUGUUCUUAUACAAA
Messenger RNA from Dicentrarchus labrax (European seabass), 1274 nucleotides. RefSeq names its product spermidine/spermine N1-acetyltransferase family member 2a, tandem duplicate 1 (gene sat2a.1). The coding region runs from base 152 to 661 and encodes 169 amino acids. The record is from RefSeq and is a predicted model, not a curated record. Gene Ontology annotation, molecular function: N-acetyltransferase activity. The transcript has 6 exons. Lineage: Eukaryota; Metazoa; Chordata; Actinopteri; Moronidae.